AUGGCCUCAACUCUUCCGCCUCUUCAUGUAGUAGUAACACCGCUUCCUGCUCAAGGCCAUGCCAACCCUUUCUUUCAUUUGGCAAAACUUUUAGCAACCCGAGGGUUUUUCAUCACCUUCAUCAAUACAGAGUGGAUUGAGGAAAGGAUUUUUAGACCUCCCAACGAUGCCGCCGAAGUCUCGCGUCGGUUGCAGCAGCAAGGAAUGCAUUUUCGCUUUCUCACUCUUCCUGACGGCCUUCCUCCUCACCACCCUCGCCAUCUUAUAAUUAAUGAGUUUUUCGAAGCAAUGCACAAACUAAGCCACGCAAUGGUUAGACUGCUCCAAAGUAGAGCCAAUGAAGCCCCGCCAAUAACAUGCAUUAUAACGGAUUCCCUUUUCGCCUGCACUGAAGAGAUGGCCACAGUCCUUGGCGUUCCCCGCGUCAUAUUCUGGACAUUCUCUUGCUCUGCGUCCAUCGUAUUGGCCAACUCCCAGCUCCUGCUUGACAAGGGACUCAUUCCAGUCAACGUGAAGGAUGCAGAGCGGCCAGAAAGCUUUAUCACCUGUCUGCCUGGAAACAUACCACCAGUCAAGCCAAAGGAUCUCAUGGUUUUGUUCCAAGAGAAGUCCGAUCCCAUGUUUGAAAUCAUGAUGUACAUAUCGGACACGCAGAAGAAGGCCGAUUACAUGCUCGUUAAUGUGUUUGAAGAGCUCGAAGGUCCAGAGGCCGUUGCGGGUCUCUCCUAUGAGUGCCCUGCUUUUACUAUCGGCCCUGUCUUCCUCCAAGAGUUUCUAGAAGCUGCAAAAUCUUCGUUAAGCAUUUCUACAAGCCUUUGGGAGGAUGAUCUUGACUACCUUAAGUGGCUUGACACGCAAGAACUCUCUUCUGUUUUGUACGUUUCAUUUGGAAGCAUCGCCGUGAUGUCGACGGAGCAGUUGCAAGAACUGGCUCUAGGGCUGGAAGCCAGCCAGCAACCUUUUCUAUGGGUAGUCAGGGCUGACAUAGCCGAUGGACAAUCCGCGGUUUUGCCUGAAGGAUUUCGCGAAAGAGUUAAUAGCCGUGAAACGCUUGUGGGUUGGGCUCCUGAGUUAAAAGUUCUAGGUCAUCCAUCUGUGGGAGGAUUAUUGACGCGCAAUGGGUGGAACUCUACUCCGGAGACCAUAAGCAUGGGUGUGCCUAUGAUCCGAUGGCCCUUAUGGGCAGAACAGUUGAUCAGAAAUAAGUCAGAGAAUUAA
This is a messenger RNA of Cryptomeria japonica (Japanese cedar), 1218 nucleotides long. Its product is annotated as 7-deoxyloganetin glucosyltransferase-like. Lineage: Eukaryota; Viridiplantae; Streptophyta; Pinopsida; Cupressales; Cupressaceae. Gene Ontology annotation, molecular function: UDP-glycosyltransferase activity. The transcript is spliced from 2 exons. Bases 1 to 1218 code for a protein of 405 amino acids. The record is from RefSeq and is a predicted model, not a curated record.